Liolophura sinensis is the source of this 2564-nucleotide messenger RNA. Its product is annotated as DNA fragmentation factor subunit beta-like. Gene Ontology annotation, cellular component: cytoplasm; nucleus. The transcript is spliced from 6 exons. The coding region runs from base 72 to 1085 and encodes 337 amino acids. Lineage: Eukaryota; Metazoa; Mollusca; Polyplacophora; Chitonida; Chitonidae. Gene Ontology annotation, molecular function: DNA endonuclease activity. The record is from RefSeq and is a predicted model, not a curated record. Gene Ontology annotation, biological process: apoptotic DNA fragmentation; apoptotic process.
GCAAGAUCGAAUUUCUGAACUGAAAGGGGACCUGAAGGGUUUGUUUACCACGUAAUCCAGCUACUUAUAAAAUGAUAAGUCGGUUCUUAUCUCUGUUUAAUGGAGGUAUGCGGGCUUAUAAAGUUCAGGAUGCAAGGCGUGAAGUUCGAAUCGGGAUAGUGGCAAAGAAUUUCAGGGAUCUAGUCCAGAAAGGAUGUGAGAAGCUGAAGAUCUCAGAGGAAGAAGUGACGGUUGUUGUGGAGGAUGAUGGAACAGUUGUGGAUGAUGACGCCUUCUUUAAAAAACUGCCUGCCCAAACUGUCUUUGUCUUCAUCCGAGAUGGUGAACAGUGGCAUGGAUCUGGAACUUUGAUUCAUGAUGCUCUGAGUAAACUAUACGAUGUCAGUCGUAAGGAGGAGAUUGCAAAUGAGAUCCGGCAAAUGCUGACUGACGAUGAUGCUCCAGAGAAGGUGCACAUCAUGUCACAGUACCUGGACAUGUUAGAGACAGACAUAGAGGCCGAACACAGAUACGAGAAUGAGGACUGGUUUGAUGGGCUGGGUAAGAAAUACAAAUCUAAGAGUGAAGUGUUGAAGCAACUGGCACAGACUCGCAUCAGAAGCUACUACAAUACAGCUAAAGAUCAGAUUGACAAAGAUUGUAGUGGUGAACAGAAGGAGGAUUUGAUUGACCUUUUGGAUGAACUAUCAGAGAGAUUACGGCAGCAUGAUUACCAUGGAGGGUAUUUCAUGAGGACUGCUCCCUCCAAAGACAGAUUCUGUGAUAAGCAAGGCUGGUUCAAAUGUGAGGGGCCAUUUGACGAGAAAUCCUGUGAUAAAUUCCACCGCAUCAACCCAUACGCGUCCAAGGGAUACAGGCAACUAUUUGGGCUGUGGAAUCUCGACCAUGUAAUUGAGAAGUCUCGAGAAAUCAUACCCGCUCUGAUAGAGGCAGCAGAACACAAACCUAAACACAAAGAUCUGGAUUGGAAUUAUGUGUACAGGUUAUUAUUUACCCGUGAAAAUCUCAAACUUGUUCAGGUCGGUUGUCAUAAAAAGGCAGCCAGGGCAGAAAACAAAUGUAAGCGGGAAGAUUUUUAUACAUAGAAAACCGCUUUCCUGUCACACCAAAUUGUCAACUAUGCAAUAUAUUUUAUAUUUUUACAGGAUAAAUUUUGUAAUGUUUUAUUUGAACUAAGAUACACAUUGAAUGAAUGUAUGUUUUUGCCGGUUUUAAAAAAUUUUGUAAUCAGCGAUUAUGAGAUAUUAUAUUUGCAACACCAUUACAAGUCAAGUUAAUGCUGAAUAUAUUUACCUGCUGUUAAAAAAACAUAAAAUUCUGUAUUUUUAUUAAAGAUAAGGGGCCAGUUGUUCAAAACUGUAUUAAAGUUAAGCCAGGAUUAAAUCCCAUUACAACUACCAGUCUCAUCCAUCCUAAUAUAAAGUAAAUGACACUUUAGUCUGAACUUACAAGGAUUAAACUUGUUAAUACAAGGCUUAAACCAAAAUACACUUCUGAAUAACUGGGCCCUGGUUAUGAAAUAUAUAUAUUUCAACAGUUCUAAAUUCAGUCUGCAAAGUUGUAGUGUUCUGUUUUUGUAUGCAUUUUUAAUUGUACCUGUAUAUUAAUUUGAUGUCCAUGUCCUGCAACAGUCUGUUAUAAGGGUUUUAUCAAAGUUGCUUGAACUUACACCUGCACCAGUGCAUUGAAUCCAAGAGGAGCAUAUGUAUUUUAGACAUUACAUAUAUCUAUUAAAUAUGGAAUUUUUGUUAGGUGAUUAUCAUGGUGGUGCAGGUUUUUGUUUCCUGUCAGUUCAUAGGAGUUUCUGUAGACGUUUGGAGCAGGUGCCCUUUAAACCACUUGCUAAUGAUGGAUGAGGUUACCAUUGCACAUCCAGUUCUCCCUGGAUCAGUUAUGGUUUAGGCCAGGUAAUUUUUAAGCUUCAGAGCCAAGUAUUGGCUUUUACCUCAUUUGGCAUUCCGCUUUUCAUGACCCACAUCACUAUGAAAAUGAGAUACAUUAAAGUACAGCUAUUACAUCUAAAAUAUGACCUGUAGAUCUAAAACUUACUUUUGGAUUGCCAAUAUCAUCACCAGGUCAACCUGCCUUUAACAUGUUUCGUAUUGAUUUUUUAACACUUAAAUGUUGAUAUAUAUAUGUUGAAUAUUUAUAUUUGAAUUUUUAAGAGACAUAUUUACAGGCCUCUAUUUUGGGUCACUUGGUGUUAAAUUGCAGUGAAAGUUUUUCAGGUGCUUUUUGUGUCCAGAAAUUUCAGAUGUUUUUUCUGGAUAAUUCAUUGAAACUCUUAUUGUCUUAAUAUUGAUGGCCCUGUUUAACCUUUUCCGUUUUUUUCUCAAAAUGUUUUUCUUGUUGAGAAUAUGUGAGUACUGUACAUGGUGUUCGAUAUAUCUGAGUAGAGUCAGUCAAAAGAAUGAAAGAUAUUAAACGAAGUAAACAGCUUGUUAACGUUAAACUUGGAUCCUCAUUGAGCUGGGCAGCAGUUUUCUAUUUCAUACCUGAUACUAACUACAGCAAGAUUUACCAUAUUUUUGUUUCAUUUCCACAAAAGCCAAAUAUACUUUCAU